AACAGACGUCGUCUCCGAUUGCAUCCCCAAUAAUAUCUUCGAUCGAACCACGAGGAAUAGCGGGGGGUGGCGGCGUGGGCGAUCCGAACCUACCGCCAGGACUCCAACCAGCGCAGAGCAAAGAAUCUGAUUCCGAAGACGAGGCCACCGUCCUCAAAGACAGCUACAUCUUCGUUGCUCUUAUUGACAUUGUGUUCACUGAUGGAUGCAAGCGAACAUGUACGGGAGCCAUUAUACACGACAACGUCGUCAUAACAGCAGCGCAUUGCUUCACAAUGCUGCGCGAUAAUUACAUGCAACCCGAAUUAACGAUGUCGUUCGUAGUAAUUGGAACAAAAAUCAUGUUCGAUACUGGAUACGAACAAUACUUGCCUAUAGAGAGAGUGGUCACUCAUCAGAGAUUCAAAGGUUGGACUGCGGAUUUAGCCCUAGUAUACACCUUCGCUGGGAUGAUUUCUGAUAAACCUGGGCAAAUAUUGAAGAUAGCUUCAGCGUCCAAUGCUCCCGUAGACUCAAAUGUCACUGUUCUCAGCUGGGGAAAAUGCAAAGGCGAUAUAGAGGCGGACGAGUUUAGAGUCACAAAAAGUGGCACAGACAGCAGCAGCAGGGAGAACAGGCAUAGAAAGAGGAAGCAUCGAGCGAGUAUCCGCGGCGGGGUACCAGACACCCGUCAUUACAAGGACAACCGUAAUAGGGAUCUAUCUGGAUCAUACCAGUCUCGCUUCAAGUUGAAGAACAGCGAACCCAUAGACCGGCAGUCGAUUAGAGCUAACGAUGGAAGGUCAAACGAUGGAAGAGUUCGGAAGGAGGAAAGCUCAACUCGCAUAAGUCGGUACCUUGGCGCAAAUGAAGCCGAACAUAAUAUGAGGGUUACUCGGAAUAAUCCUGAAACGAGUACAACCGUGAUAGCAAGUUUGUCAGAAGAAACAAAAUACUCUAACGACAAAUAUUUAUUCCAAACUCUCUUUGACGAGGAGAAAAAGUUAAAGGCAAAGCUUUUGCCGAAGAAAUACAUUGAUAAAAGGGUCCUCAGACCUCAUCAUCGGAUCAGGCGCAUGAUGCCACGAGCCAAGUACAUGGAUGAUCUGUCGCACUAUAAGAGUUGGAGGAGGCAGAGCGGAUCACAACACAAUAACCUGACUGUAGGAACGUUUGGCUACGUCAACUUGGCAGCCUGCAAAAAGAUAGUGGAGAGAACUUUACCGCCUCUUUAUGAAAUACAUAACAAAAAUGAAGUAUUGUGUUACGCUAGUGAAGAAUUUUACAUAACAAAUGAAGACUCCGGAGCCCCGGUUGUGCAGAAAGACCAGCUGGUGGCUGUGACGGUGGGCGGCGUGGACUCCAACGGUGAACAUGUCGCCGUUGGCAUGAAGAUAUCCUGCUUCUGCUCUUGGAUUGCAGCUAAUUUACCCAAUGGUGCUGGUAAUAAGAUGAAGUGUUGCACAAACUGCUGCAAUAACAAUAAGAAAGAGAGAGGACAAGGUAAAAGAGAUCCAGUCGAGACACCACACACCAGAUUGAGAGAGCAAAAGAGACAAAUUGGUGUUCACAGAUUUGUGAACGAGGAAUCUGAGAAGAGUGAAGAAAAAACUGAAACUGAUACUGUGGAAGACAGCUAUUAUUAUAAAAAAUGA
Molecule: messenger RNA, 1634 nt
Organism: Pectinophora gossypiella (pink bollworm)
Lineage: Eukaryota; Metazoa; Arthropoda; Insecta; Lepidoptera; Gelechiidae
Exons: 14
Coding region: 276-1634 (452 amino acids)
Source: RefSeq, a predicted model, not a curated record